Molecule: messenger RNA, 2384 nt
Organism: Panonychus citri (citrus red mite)
Lineage: Eukaryota; Metazoa; Arthropoda; Arachnida; Trombidiformes; Tetranychidae
Product: cyclin-dependent kinase 9-like
Exons: 2
Coding region: 685-1788 (367 amino acids)
Biological process (GO): protein phosphorylation
Cellular component (GO): nucleus
Molecular function (GO): ATP binding; cyclin-dependent protein serine/threonine kinase activity
Source: RefSeq, a predicted model, not a curated record
UUUUUUGUUAAUUCUCUUUGCUUCUAUUUCACAAUUAGUACAAAUUAAAUUUUAUUCUCAAUCUAAAUUAAUCAUCAAACUGUCAACUCUACUCUCCAUCAUAUCAUCAAAUGUUCACCUUUAUUAUUUAUUGAAAUCUGGAAGAAACAAAAAGAGAAACAAAAAUCUGACCCAAUCCAAAUCAUCAUCUUUUUUAGUGCUCCAUUUGUUACCCUUACCAAUGUUUACAUCUUAUACUCUGAUUUAAACCCAAAAAUUAUCUCUCUCUCUCUCUCUUAAUGGUAACACAAAUUAAAUGUUGUAAGAUUGGAAAUUUGAACAACAAUUAUGUUAAUCUAUUGACUAUAUUUGUGAUUUGAUUGGAAAUUGUAAUGUUAAAGAAAACAUUAGUAAAUGUAGUGUAUGAUCAACAAGAGGAGCAGCAACAUCAACAUCAUCAUCAUCAGCAACAACAACUACAGAAGCAGCAACAGCAAGAGCAACAAUCAUCGUCGUCAUUAUUUUCUCCAUCAACAGAACCAGUAGAAGCUGAAAUACCAGCAAGAGUGGAAGCAACACCAACAACCUUAACAUCAAUACCAUCAACAUUUUCUGCGUCAACAAAAAGUAACAAAGAACGGAAUCAAUUUUUCUUAAUCAGUAUUAUUCUUGGUGUCAUUAAAUUUAUUCUCAAUUCUUCCUACUAUGCCUACAACAUUUAAUGGGUCAAUUGCUCAGCGUUACCCGAUUUGUGAAGAUAUUUACAAGUAUAAAUAUGAAUCUCGAGUGAAAAUUGGCCAAGGAACUUAUGGUGAAGUGUUCAAAGUGAAACAUCGUCAUACUAAUCAAUAUGUUGCUAUAAAAAGGAUUCUAUUGGAAAAGGAAAAGGAAGGUUUCCCGCUCACAACUAUUAGAGAAAUAAAAAUUCUUCAAAUAUUGAAGAAUGAGAAUAUUGUUAAUUUAAUUGAGAUUUGCAGAGGUGAGUCACAAGCCUAUCACAGUUCUGGAAGGCCACCAGGACCUACUUCUUUUUACUUGGUUCUUGAUUUCUGUGAUCAUGAUUUGGCUGGUUUAUUGGCUAAUGAUAAUGUCCAGUUUAACCUUGCUGAGAUUAAAAGUGUUAUCCGUCAGCUUUUCAAUGGACUUUGUUACAUUCAUAGUAAAAAGAUUCUCCAUCGAGACAUGAAAUCAGCUAAUGUUCUCAUUACGCGUUCUGGUGUUUUAAAAUUAGCCGAUUUUGGCCUUGGUCGUAUAAUGAAUGAAACCGAUGAAAAUUAUACCAAUAGGGUGGUUACUCUUUGGUAUCGUCCUCCAGAACUUUUACUUGGAGCCCGUAGAUAUGGACCUUCUGCUGACCUUUGGGGUGCAGGGUGUAUAAUGGCCGAAAUGUGGACUCGAUCUGCUCUUUUACCAGGAAACUCUGAAGCGGAACAAUUAAAUUUGAUUUGUAAAUUAUGUGGUUCUAUUUGUCCCGAUGUUUGGCCUGCUGUUAAACAAUUAGAUUUGUUCAAUAAAUUGGAACUAAGUCAGGGACAAAAACGACGAGUAAAGGAUCGCCUAAGCACCUUUGUUAUGGAUACAAAUGCACAUGAUCUUCUAGACCGACUACUUACCUUGGACCCAUGUCAACGGAUCGAUGCUUCAGAUGCUUUGAAUCACGAUUUCCUUUGGACUGAACCAUUGCCCGGUGAUUUGAGUAGAGUAUUAUCACAAUUUAACCAAUCCAUGUUUGAAUAUUAUAAAAAUUCACGGCGAAGGCGAAAUCCACGACCAAAGAUUGAUAAACAAAAUCGUACCAGAGUAUUUUAAGUUCAAUUGCAACUUACAAUUAUCUCUUUUAAUCUAUUCUAUUUUUAAUUAAUUUUUUUCCAACUAAUCUUUUAGGCGUCAUCAUCAUCAACCAUUUUUGCUAUUAUUUUUCAAUUUGAACCUCUACAACACCUCCAACUCAUCAACAACAAAUUGUACCUUUAAUUUUUGCAACACCAACAAAUAAUUUACCUCAUCAACUAAUUAUUAUACAAAACAAUUAAGCCUUCGAACCCAUUCAAGUGACUUCAAGUGUUCCUUGCCAGUUUUAAUUUAAAUGAUGUUUAUGUGAUUACCUUUUACCUCUUAAUUAACUUUUUUUCUUCCUCUCUCUCUCUCUCUCCUAAUUUUUAUUUGAUUUAUUUUUGUUUCAAUGUGUAUUCAGCAACAAUCAAUUAAUUCAACUUGCUUUUACCUCGUUAAUGCAUUGGAAAUAUACACAUGAUGAAUUUUUUUAUAUAUACACAAUCAACAAUCAUCAACGAUCAGUAUCAAUGACAAACAAUAUUUUCUGGACCAUCAAAUUUGUACAAAAGAAAACAAAUCAACUGCAUUUUUCAAAUUGAAAAUAAAUCCUUUUUCAUGACAAUUUAAAA